This is a messenger RNA of Anopheles bellator, 972 nucleotides long. Its product is annotated as clavesin-2-like. The coding region runs from base 1 to 972 and encodes 323 amino acids. NCBI's taxonomy places the organism in Eukaryota, Metazoa, Arthropoda, Insecta, Diptera, Culicidae. Gene Ontology annotation, cellular component: membrane. The transcript has 2 exons. Gene Ontology annotation, molecular function: phosphatidylinositol bisphosphate binding. The record is from RefSeq and is a predicted model, not a curated record.
AUGGCGGUACCGACCGUGGCUAAAUGUCCGCCAAAUUACGACCCGUAUCGCCCGGUUGACUCGACCUUGCACCGUCAGCUAGCGCGAGACGAGCUGCGCGAAGAGACUGCGAUCGCGGAGCAGGCUCUACAGCAAAUCCGUGAUUGGAUAGCGAAGAAUCCUGCCAUCCUAACGUGCCGCACAGAUUACCCAUUUCUGUUGCGGUUUCUGCGUGUCCGCAAAUUUGCGCACCUCGCGGCGUGUGAGACGCUCGAGCGGUACCUGGCAAUGCGGCAGCGGUUCCCGGCUUGGUUCGCUACACUGGACACCACGGAGCCGUGGGUGGACGAGCUGAUAGACAGUGAGUUUAUAUUGCCGUUAGGCAGGGACGCCAAGGGCCGCCAGGUGCUUCUCGUGCGCUUUGGCCGUGUGGAUAUCGAUCGAUUCUCGGUGAGCCAACAGAUCCGAUUCAUUACGAUGAUUCAGGAGUGUCUGUUCGAGGACGAGCGGGACCAGAUCUCCGGAACAGUGACCAUCUCCGAUCACUCGCACGUGCCGAUGCGAGCGUUCGCCCUGUGGUCCUUUACGGACAUUAAGAACUACGUCGAUUGCAUCAACAAGUCGAUUCCGCUGCGAGUGCGAGAGGUGCACGUUUUAAACCUGCCCCUGUUUGCCUCCAGCGUCGGCGAAUGGAUUAUGAGCUGCUGCAGCGAAAAGUUGCGUAGUCGUUUGAAGUGUUACAGUUCGGUGGAUGCAUUCCUUUCGACAACCGACUUGAGACCGCUGCUGCCGAAAGAGUACGGCGGAGAACAGGACGCAUCGGACUUGAAGCGCCAGUUGAGGCAAACGCUAAGCCACCACAAGGAUGUUCUGCUCGGGUUGGACGGUAUGAAGCUAGAUCAAAAACGGUGUGCCUCUAUCUGGAAUCCCAGCGAGUGUACCGAACUUGAUAGUGGAGCGAUCGGCAGUUUUCGUAAGUUGGAUGUAGAUUAG